AAAAAAACGCUCACUUUCAGAAAUCUGCGCGGUUGUCUUGGAUCGGCGCCCCCCCCCCGUGAUAGCACCCUGGCGCCAGGGGCGGCGCCAGAGGCGGCACCAGGGUGUCCCAGCGCCGAUCCGGGAAAUCCGCGCGGACUUCGAAAGUUUACGCUUAUGCAUUUCCCUUGUAUCAGAUGUUUUCCCCCUGGCGCUCAUUUCUGCCUGUGAAGGGCAGCUAGCAUUCAGAGUCGGCUAUGAGGACGGGCCUCUUGCGAAGUGGUGAAGGUGCAGUGGGUCUGAAGGACGAGUCGUCGAGGCAGGUGCUAAGCUCAAUGUUCAGUGGUAUGCCAGGGGAACGACCUCCUCGCCAUCGCUUUUCUCGCUCAACGCAUGUAUUGGAAUGUCUUGUCGUCUACGUACCCAAUUUGAACCUCAUUUGUUAUCGAGAGACAUUUCUUCGGACGUGCUGGUUGGCCGGUUUUCUAGCUUUGUCAACUUAUUUGCCCGCUACCAUGAAUCCAACCCAAUCGCGUUAGCGAAGUAUUCCGCCAGCUCCCAUGAACGCCAGAUUGUCUGCGAUGUACUGGUCAGAACGGUUUUCGUCUUCUGCGCGCUCGUUGCCAUCUCAUCCUUGUGUCUCAUCUUCUUGCAGGACGGAAGCCUAUUCCCACUGCUUCGUUAUGUUUGUUCUGGAGGCGCCUCCGUCGAUCCAGACAAGUGGGUCUGCGAGUGCGGCUUCGCCAAUCGGCUGAUCAACACUGUUUGUGGAGGAGGAGGCCCCCUGGGCUGCAAGCAGCAGAGGCCAGGAUGCGUCGGUGCCGCGAGGACACCGGCCGACGACGGCGACUCGUGGACCUGCAGUUGCGGCUUCGUGAACUCCGCGAAAAAUGUGCAGUGCGGAGGCAAGGGCGUGCUCGGCUGCAAGAAGGCGAGGGCCGAGCAGGACCGAGUACUUUGCCUCAAUAUGCUUCUGCUCAGCUGGAGAAGCAUUGUGCAGUCAUACAAACUGGCGGGGGGCCUAAUCUGGGGUGCAGCAGGAUAGUUCGUUACCGCUGAAAUUAGAGCUCGGGUGCCGAAAGGCAUGCCCCCCCCCCCAUGCCUAAGCAGGCUUGCUUACGAUUUGCGAGGCAGAACCUUGCCUUUUCCUUCCUCUUGCCUAUCCCCCCUUACACGAUGAUAGCCCAAGCAGGCGACCUUCGACUUGACAAUGAAACUGGCCUCGGGCAGCCAUACCAAGCAGUGUUCAUGCGUGUCUGGCGUUGUUGAAAUUAGAGUUGUUAUAUUUCUUCGGCGCAGCCCAGCAAGCCCAGUGGUGCCGAGUGGUGUAAGUUUCCCACCCUCAGCCCAGCUGGGCAUUCCCCAACACGUUGUGGUCAGAUCUGCCCAGCACUACUCCGUGCCCAACACUACUCAGCGUU
This is a messenger RNA of Prorocentrum cordatum, 1400 nucleotides long. NCBI's taxonomy places the organism in Eukaryota, Dinophyceae, Prorocentrales, Prorocentraceae. The record is from the annotation of a GenBank genome assembly.